Puma concolor (puma) is the source of this 1890-nucleotide messenger RNA. It is a transcript of the gene ACTR8, whose product is annotated as actin related protein 8. NCBI's taxonomy places the organism in Eukaryota, Metazoa, Chordata, Mammalia, Carnivora, Felidae. The record is from RefSeq and is a predicted model, not a curated record.
AUGACCCAGGCGGAGAAGGGGGACGCUGAGAACGGGAAAGAGAAGGGCGGAGAGAAGGAGAAGGAGCAGCGCGGCGUGAAACGACCCAUCGUGCCAGCGCUGGUGCCGGAGUCGCUGCAGGAGCAAAUCCAGAGCAACUUCAUUGUUGUCAUACACCCAGGUUCAACAACCCUAAGGAUUGGGCGAGCUACAGACACACUUCCUGCUAGCAUUCCUCAUGUAAUUGCACGAAGGCACAAACAACAAGGGCAGCCACUAUACAAGGACAACUGGCUCCUAAGGGAAGGACUAAAUAAACCAGAAAGUAAUGAACAAAGACAAAAUGGCCUUAAAAUGGUGGAUCAAGCAAUAUGGUCUAAAAAGAUGUCAAAUGGUACAAGACGGAUUCCCGUGUCCCCUGAACAGGCACGCUCCUACAACAAGCAGAUGCGACCUGCAAUUUUAGAUCACUGUUCUGGAAAUAAGUGGACAAACACGUCUCAUCACCCUGAGUUUUUGGUGGGAGAAGAGGCCUUGUAUGUUAAUCCAUUGGACUGUUAUAAUAUUCACUGGCCUAUCAGAAGAGGUCAGUUAAAUAUUCACCCAGCUGAAACCACUUCUGUUCUGGCAGAUAUUGAAAUAAUAUGGUCUCACGCAAUACAAAAAUACUUGGAAAUUCCACUCAAAGAUUUAAAGUAUUAUAGAUGUAUCUUGCUGAUUCCUGAUAUCUAUAAUAAACAGCAUGUGAAAGAACUAGUGAAUAUGAUCUUAAUGAAGAUGGGUUUUUCAGGGAUUGUGGUCCAUCAGGAGUCUGUGUGUGCCACCUUUGGAAGUGGUUUAAGCAGCACUUGUAUCGUAGAUGUUGGAGAUCAGAAGACAAGUGUGUGUUGUGUGGAGGAUGGGGUCUCUCAUCGGAAUACUCGGCUCUGUCUGGCGUAUGGGGGCUCUGACGUGUCACGGUGUUUCUACUGGCUGAUGCAGCGAGCUGGGUUCCCUUACCGAGAAUGCCAGCUAACAAAUAAAAUGGAUUGUCUUCUUCUACAGCACCUUAAAGAAACUUUUUGUCAUUUAGAUCAGGACAUCUCUGGGCUUCAGGAUCAUGAGUUUCAGAUUCGACAUCCGGAUUCCCCUGCCCUACUUUACCAGUUUCGAUUAGGAGAUGAAAAACUCCAGGCUCCAAUGGCUUUGUUUUACCCAGCAACUUUUGGAAUUGUUGGACAGAAGAUGACAACCUUGCAGCACAGAUCCCAGGGUGACCCUGAGGAUCCUCAUGAUGAGCAUUAUCUGCUGGCCACGCAGAGCAAGCAAGAACAGUCUGCAAAAGCUACUGCUGACCGAAAGUCUGCAUCCAAACCCAUUGGAUUUGAAGGGGAUCUUCGUGGCCAGUCCUCUGAUCUUCCAGAAAGACUCCAUGCCCAGGAGGUGGAUUUGGGAUCCUCCCAGGGAGACUGUUUGAUGGCCGGCAAUGAAUCUGAAGAGGCUCUCACAGCACUGAUGUCCAGGAAGACUGCCAUCUCGCUGUUUGAAGGGAAGGCCCUGGGCCUGGAUAAAGCCAUUCUUCACAGCAUAGACUGCUGUUCAUCUGAUGAUACCAAAAAGAAGAUGUACAGUUCCAUCCUGGUGGUAGGAGGUGGUUUGAUGUUUCAUAAAGCUCAAGAAUUUCUGCAGCACAGAAUUCUCAACAAAAUGCCACCUUCAUUCAGGCGAAUUAUUGAGAAUGUGGACGUGAUCACAAGGCCCAAGGACAUGGAUCCCCGGCUGAUUGCAUGGAAAGGAGGGGCCGUGCUGGCUUGUUUGGACACAACACAGGAGCUGUGGAUCUAUCAGAGAGAAUGGCAGCGCUUUGGUGUCCGCAUGUUACGAGAGCGAGCUGCUUUUGUGUGGUGAAAGUGGGCAGGAAGUCAGUGUUGA